CAGUCUGAGUCACAGGACACACUGGGCAGCGAUUGCGGUUGGCAGGGGGACACAAUGCGCUCUCUGCUGGUGCUGUGGCUGAGCGCAGCCGUGCCAGCUCUGCUGUGGGUUUCCCAAACCACUCCUUUGGUUGGAGCUGAUAAGAAUUCCUCCAGGAUCUGCCAACCUGCUCCAGACUGGGCCAUAAAUGGCCGCUCUCCGCUAAAGGAACUUCAGGGACAUGUGGUGGUGGUGGCUCUGCUGAAGGCCACCUGACAUUUCUGUCUCGUUCAGGCGUCCAAUAUUGGACGCCUGCGCACAAAACUUGCUCGCAGAAACAUCACAGAGGUGUCCUUCAUGAUCAUAAAUGAGCAAGAAAAUUCAUCCAGAGCCAAUUACUGGGCAUUGAAGAAUAGAGCCCCAGCUAAAGUCCCUGUGUAUCAGCAGGAUGCUAAUGGGACGGACGUUUGGGAGAUCCUGGAUGGUGAUAAAGAUGAUUUCCUGAUCUAUGAUAGGUGUGGUCACCUCACUUUCCACAUUGUGCUGCCGUACAGUUCCCUGAAUCACCCUUAUGUGGAGACUGCAAUCAGAGCCACUUAUCUGACAAACAUCUGCAGCUGCUCUGUGACCUCAGCUCAGUCUACCGCCAGGCCACCAGAUGAAGGGAACACCCCCCCAACUAAGUCUCCGAACAAAAGUACCCAUCAUCACAGUUCUGUGAAUUUCUACCAUCAUAAUGUCAAAACAUAAACAUCAAUCCCAGGAUCAAGAUAUGGACCAAACUUUCCAACCUGAAGAUCAUCUACAGCACACCUACCUGCAUAGGAAAUAUUAGCAGGUUCUAUAAUGGAUCAAAACAAUCAUUUAGUGGUAAAUUUGGACUUCUUUGAUAAAAUCUUUAAGGGAGUUUAUCUGAUUUAUGUACAGCCAGGCUUUUGCUGUUGUGACUCUCAGUGCUUCUGUGUAGAAAACAGUAGUCAGUUCUCCUCCAGUUCUCCCGUUAAUGAAGUCCAAAGUGUGAAAACCUACAGGAGGCUGCGGAUGGAUGUUAGGGAGCCAGGGAAGAGACAUGCAGCUACUGUUUCUAUGCAGAGGCAGUGAGGUGUAACACUGCUCAGCUGUUCUCACUAAGUCAGAUUACUUCUAUGAAGCUGAUUCUGUAAUCAGUGUUUCACUUUCUGCUUCAGUUUUUACCUGCAGGAAUGGAUGACAUCCUUAAGAGCCAUAGAUUAAGUUAGUUAGAAAAAAGAUUGACCUUCUAUUUCUAUACACACUUUGGUAUAAAUGCUCUUCAGUGUGCAUUCAUAAUUUCUUUUAGCUAGAUUUAUUUAAUUGUAGGGAUAUAUUACUGUUUUAUAAAAUAUAAUGCGAAAUAACUUU
This is a messenger RNA of Cyprinodon variegatus (sheepshead minnow), 1359 nucleotides long. RefSeq names its product selenoprotein Pb-like (gene selenop2). NCBI's taxonomy places the organism in Eukaryota, Metazoa, Chordata, Actinopteri, Cyprinodontiformes, Cyprinodontidae. The record is from RefSeq and is a predicted model, not a curated record. Gene Ontology annotation, molecular function: selenium binding. Gene Ontology annotation, biological process: selenium compound metabolic process. The transcript has 5 exons. Gene Ontology annotation, cellular component: extracellular region.